Molecule: messenger RNA, 1456 nt
Organism: Asparagus officinalis (garden asparagus)
Lineage: Eukaryota; Viridiplantae; Streptophyta; Magnoliopsida; Asparagales; Asparagaceae
Exons: 7
Coding region: 1-726 (241 amino acids)
Source: RefSeq, a predicted model, not a curated record
AUGGCACCUUCGCUGGGGAUCAGUGAUAUAGGACUCAAGGAUAAAAGAGACUCUUCUCGCUAUGUGGUGGUAUUCCAGUAUGGUUCUGCAGUAUUAUUUAACAUUGCAGAUCAUGAAGCUGAAGAGUAUCUUGAUGUAGUUAGAAAGCAUGCUUCUGGAUUGCUUCCAGAGAUGAGAAAGGAUGAUUAUGCUGUAGUUGAAAAGCCCAUGUUGAUGACAUGGAUGCAAGGAGGCGCUGACUAUAUUGUUCUCAAGAAUUUGGAUAUAGAUGGCAUACGCAUCAUUGGUAGUGUACUUGGCCAAAGUAUUGCCCUUGAUCAUUAUAUAAGACAGGUCGAUGAUAUUGUUGAAGAAUUUACCGACAUAAAUCGUGGUAUGGAGAAGACGGGGACUUUUACCAUGCAAAGGAAGAAGUUAUUCCAACUUGUGGGAAAGGCCAACUCAAAUCUUGCUGAUGUAAUCAUAAAACUUGGACUUUUUGAUAGAUCUGAAAUUGCAUGGAGGAAUGCUAACUAUGCCCAGAUAUUGGAGUAUCUACGUGAAGAAUAUGAACUCACACAACGCUUUGGAAGCCUGGACUUCAAGUUAAAAUUUGUGGAGCAUAACAUUCAUUUCCUUCAAGAAGUGCUCCAAAACAGAAGAUCCGAUCUCUUGGAAUGGGGUGUUAUUAUCCUGUUGACCAUCGAAAACAUUAUUUCGAUGUAUGAAAUCCUCAACCCUUCUUGAGAACAUUUAUGGCCAACUUCAUCAGCCAUGGUUGGUAAUAAGUUUCGCCAUGAUUCUUCUGAGCUUGAUUCUUCUAAGCUUGGUGCUCUUAAACUUCUUAUUGUGCCAAUAAUCUCAUCCGAACUUGUAUUCUGGAAAUGCCUCAGUUUUUUUAUCUCUACAUGCUUUGAUCCCGAAGUUUCACAUUUUUUUUACUCAUUCCUGAUGAUUUCAACGCAACUUAGAUGGAGGGUUCUUAUUAUGGUCCUAGUUUGUAAAUCCUCUAUUCUUUGCUCAGUCUUUGAACUCUCUUUUGCAUCAUCACGUGCUUUGUGCCUGAAGUGAUCAUGAUUUCAGGUAAGCUUUCAUUUCCUAAUGAUCUCUAUGCUGAUUUACAUAGAAAUAGAAAUCUUCACACCUCUUAUCCAAAGUCUUGAAGACCUUUUUUUCCUACAUUAAUGAGGAUCAAACAUAUUUCUUCUGAAUUAUUCAAGGUGUUCUGACAUACACUUGUUUUCCAUCAUAUCCAGCACUGGGCUCUAAUUUUCUUCCAGUGUCUCUUUUUCCCCUUUUAUUUUAUUAAGGAAAUAAUUGUUGUUGCUCUUUGUAGACCCAUGUAUACAAACAGAAAAUUAGAAACGAGUUUACUGAACAAUUCGCAGUAUUAAACUGAAUUUGUAUACAGAAUUAGAAAUGAGCUUACUGAACGAUUCACAGUAUUAAACUGAAAGUUGCCAAAUUGUUUUGAUAA